AUAUCAUCAGAAAGUACCUCAUGAUCCCCCUCAGUUGGAAGAAAAGGCAACUUAUGACAUCAAAAAAGCCUGAAAAGGAUCUUCCUCCAGUGAAAGAAACCCCUGUUCAUCAAACGUCUAAGGAGCCAAAGAACGAAAAUGGAUGCUCUUUGCAGUAAUUCUUUUUUACUGAGAAAUUUUAUUAUAUAAUAAAUGUAUAAUCUAAUCUUUUUAUGUGAACAAUGUUUACAAAAUAUUUUGUAUCACUAUGCAAACUGAACCAAAGAAAAAAUAUUUUAUUGUCUGUGUGCACGUGCCACAGUGUGAGAUAUGUAAUUAAGAUUGUGUAAAUGUAAGAUGUAAUUUAUAAACUUUGAAAAUGUUCCUGCUUUAUUUUAGCAUAUUUUAGUUUUUGUAGUAAAUAAACAAAUCUAUAUUUCUCUCUAUUGAUAGUAUUCUUAUGUUUAUAGGAAUGUGUAUUCAAUGUAAGUUGACUUCACAGGUGCUGAUAUUUUUCAUGACAUUAACGAUGAUUGGGAAAAGUGCAAAAGAAUGUCUGUGCAAAUACUAGAAAUAGUGUUCUCCAGGAAUCAGAAUGUUCAUGUGUAAGCUGUUAAUUAUAAUCUGCUCUUAAUAAUUAUAUUUUAUUUCUCAAAAAAUUCAAAUUAUACAUGUGUUUUUAUUUCUUGGCGCUUGGGAACCUGUCUUCAUGAUAAAAUAUCUCGCGGCAUUUUGCAUCUUUCUUGGUUGUGCCGUUAGAUAACUUAUAUUCACCAGCUCUGCUUGAUACGGUCAUGAUCAUGCAACAUCUAGUGACACAACUGAGGAAGAUGUGAAAUGCUGUGCGAUAUUACAGCAUGAAAAUAUGCUUUCAUGCACCAAGAAAUAUAAUCACAAGUAUAAUAGUAACCGAUUUACCUGUAGUCUCUUGACUUCCUGAUUUACUGUAUUUGCCGGCGUAUUAGAUUCACUGGCUUCUAAGAUGCCUAUUUGGCUAUUUCCUCACAGUUUUGUUGGGAGAGGGGGGAAUUUAUACUUUCAGAACUACAUUUCAAAAGUCAAAUAAAAAGUAUAAUUCUAAAAAUGCAAAAUACUUGGUAUUUUAUAAAAAGUAUUUACUUGAACAGGAAUACAAAUGUUAUAAAAUAAGAGCAAUGAGAAAUCACUGUUCAAUAUGAAUAAUGAACAAGUUGUCUCUGUCUUACCUGUAAUACUAGCUGGUUCAAACAUGCUCAGCAAGUGGAUACGUCUUAUUCCAGCGAUAAAUAUCUAAUCAAACACUACUUUUCUUUUAACCUUUGUUGCAUCCCUUGGAAGUCAGAACAGCAUGGAGAAGAAAAAAACUGUCUUGUACUGUGACAAAUACAGUAUUUCAUGAAGUUGGUGUAGAGGAAUUUUAUUCUUUCUCAGUUUCUUUUAAUAAGGAAUUGAUUGAUAAAUUAGAGGUAUGUUUAACUCUAAUUUUGUAAUAAAUGUCUGCAACUCUUGUUUAGUGUCCAAAGUUGAAUUUUUCUGACUUGGUUGUUUUGAGAAAUCUUAAUUUUCUUUUAUACAUGUAUAUUGGUUGGAUGCAAUGUUGUGGAAACACAAUUCAAAAAAGGCUUUGAACGUAAAUAUUGAUUAUUACAUUCCUUUAAUAUAAUCAUCCCCCAUCGGAACAAUCAAACACUGUCAGCAAGUCCCUCUCUUUAAAGGUCCCACGGAUAUAUAAUUGUGAAUGGUGGUGUCUCUUGUAUCACAAAGCUGCCCACAAAGUGGUACAUCACAUGUAUACAGAUGAUGUCCCAGUAUCCUCCUCUGCUAGUUAUGCAGGAGUUCUGCCAAAUUGUUAGCUGCAUGGCACUAAUCAUUGAUGUGAAGAAUGAUGAGAAUUCAUGACAAAACGUGUCACUUUCAUUAAUUUCUGUGCCAGUGUGUAAUGAUGUCACUGUUGCACACCAGUAAGUUGAUGUGGUAUCCCAGUGCUGCAAUUUUUCAAAACCUAGGAUUGGUGUGUAGAUUGUGUAGUACUGUUUUGUGGCACACUUACUUCUGUGGCCAACUCAAACAUUUUGUUGGUGAUCCACUUGCAACAUGCGACCUGAUGAUCUUUGGAGUCAUCUUAAAUGGUGCAAGUCUUGUAAAGGCAUCUGUCUUCUUUAAACUCUGAUCCUCCAUGUUAGAUGCAGUAAUGCUGCAUCAUCACAUACUUCUCAGACGUUGAAAACAUUCUUAAGCACUCAGACCAGAUGCUACAAGUCUUGGCCAGGUUGUUAGUUUUUCCUAAACAUAUAGUUUGGGUACUUUCACUUACCUUGUCUGCUUAAUGGUACUGCUGCCUGGUUCUGACUAACAGUCAUUACCACUCACCACAUUUUCUCCUCACAUUCUUUUAACAGCUAUGAAAUAUUAAUGACACGGCAAAUGACCUCUCGGCAUGACAACAGUGUGUCUUCUACUUUGUAUGCAACCCUUGUAUAUUUAAAGGGAUGUUUAUUUUUUGUUUUUUCUUGACAUUAAACUUCAGGCUUUUCACUUCAUCUGUGCACUUUAACCCUUUAACUACUCUAAAUGAGUUAUUGCGCAAAAUAUUGUCAUGCCUUUGGUCAAGUUAUUAAGCAUAGUCAGAUUGUUCCUGGGAACCUCUAGGCAAGAUCGUAUGCAGAACCUUGUAUCCCAGGAGCCUCUGGAAAGUUCGCUCAUGGAGACGUGCUUUCGCUUAUAGCUAGGGCCUACUGAUAACCAAGAUGUCUUGUGCGAGUGAGCUCGGCUCAGUAAUAACAGUAAUAAAUUUGGACUUCAGGAGUUUAUUAAGAAGCAGAAUUUUUCAUCUUGCAUAUGCUUAGAAAUGAAUAAUUAUGAGCUGCAGAUAUAAUUGAAAUGAAGUAGUGGUAAAAACGUAUUUAAAAUUUCUUAAUGAUAAUUUAUUUGCACUAAAGUAUAGGCUGACUCUAAUUUUAAGGUUUCUAAGAUAAUAUUCUUUAUUCUUGUUUAGUAUUUUUAGCUGUGAUGUGACAGUUCUAAUACCACGUGAAAAAAUUAUUGCAUCAUACUAUUGUAUUUUGUGAUACUAAUGCCUUCUAUAUAUACAUGUAACAACAGUAUUGAUUGAUGUGUAUUAACAAUAAUGCAUUGUUUUGUGAUAAUUAUUAUGGACAGAAGAAUAGAAUAGUUCAAAGGUGUGUCUAUGUAGUGUAAUUCUAGAAAUUGUAUGUUGAUUUAUAUUACAAGUUAUUUCAUGAUAAACAAUGUGAUAUCAUUGUCAGGUGUCUUGCUGGGGAAAAUAUUAGACUUAUUUUUGAUUUAUUUUUCUACAAACAGAGUGUGUGAUCCACUGUAGGUAAUUAUCACUAUUUUUAUUUUACUUUUCCUUAAUUUCUUAGUUGCUUCGCAAUAUCUUGCAUGCCUUUUUUAGAACAAAAAGCAAAGUAGUUCUGAAAAAUUAAUUAAAAAUAUUGCUAAUAUAUACUUAUAAUAAUCAUAUCAGCAAUCUAGUGAUACAUAAGAAACGUAAUCCAACUUCAAAAUUAAUUUUGCGGGAAUGUUCAUAAAAUGAAUGGAAGAAUGUGAAACUGUUCUGUCUGUUAUGUUGCAGUAGAAAUUUAUCCAUGAGUUAUAUAUAUUGCGGUUUUAAUAAUAUUUUCAACCUUGGAAGAGGUUUUCAAGGAAUUUAAUUUUUGGAAUUGUUGAGUAGAUAUAGAAUUGAGCAUUUUUUUUUUUUUUUUAACCAUUUUAACCUUGUUUAUUUAUCUUUGAAAUCUAUUCCAUCCCAUCCAUUUAUUCUAAUAAAUCAGUCUUGUAUGUGUAAAACUGUUCAUGUUAUGUUUUGUCAAUUUAUAUCUAGUAUCAAUUUCUUGAUUUAUUAUUAAUGUACAUCCAUUUAAAGAAUUAACUCUCAUUUGUCUGUAAAGAAAUCCUUAAAAAGUUAUUUUCAAAUUUAAAUUACUGCCGAAAAUGAACUGGUCAGUUCAGAGAAGUCAUUAACCAAACUCCACAUUACAACAUGGAUACUGAUGCUACUGAUGAUGCAUCGUUGGGCUCCUAGACUUGUGUGGCCUCGGGCAAUCGCCUGACCUGCCCAUGGCAAUGCCCAGCCCCGGCACUGACCAUUCUCUUGGGACCAUGGGGUGACGGAGGGAUCAUAGUGAGCCGAUAAAGGUGGUUGGCUCUUGUUAAAGACCAGUUUCCCAGAAACCUCUGUCACAAAGACGCGAGUGUGUAUGGGAGGCCACAAGCCUGCAGGUAUGAGUGCCACGCUAAUGUUGAACAGUAUGAUCUUGAUACUAAGAAGCCUACGACUUCAGUGUAUUCGGUAUUUGGCAGAUUGUAAUGGGGAGUGAAAGCCCCUGCAGUAAAUGGUACAGCUUGCUUGUAUAUAUGUAAAUAAACUGUAUAUACCAAACACUUCUUGUCUUUAAAUUGCACAAACCACAACGUCACAUUCCA
Molecule: messenger RNA, 4404 nt
Organism: Gryllus bimaculatus (two-spotted cricket)
Lineage: Eukaryota; Metazoa; Arthropoda; Insecta; Orthoptera; Gryllidae
Source: the annotation of a GenBank genome assembly